GCGUCCGUUUCCGGGUCGGGGCGGGUGUAAAUCGCGCCGCCGCCGCCGCCCCCGCCCAGAGCCGCCGCGGCCGCCGCAGCUCGAGCAGCGCCGCCGCUCCCGCCGCUCCCGCCGUUCCCGCCGCCGCCCCCCCCCCACCUUCCCUCCCCUCCUCCCCUCCCUCCUCCUCCUCCUUCUCCUCUUCCUCCUCUUCCUCCUCCCGCUCCUCAGCGCCCCUUCUCCCGCCGCCGUUACCGGCGCUGCUCCAGCUCCGCUCAGCAGUGACCAAAGCCCGGCUCGACAUGGACACCGGCGUCAUCGAGGGCGGCUUGAACGUCACGCUCACCAUCCGGCUGCUCAUGCACGGGAAGGAGGUGGGAAGCAUCAUUGGGAAGAAGGGGGAAUCCGUGAAGAAGAUGCGGGAGGAGAGCGGCGCCCGCAUCAACAUCUCCGAAGGGAAUUGUCCCGAGCGGAUCAUCACCCUCGCUGGCCCCACCAAUGCCAUCUUCAAAGCUUUUGCCAUGAUCAUUGACAAACUGGAAGAGGAUAUCAGCAGCUCCAUGACCAACAGCACGGCCGCCAGCCGGCCCCCGGUCACCCUGCGGCUCGUGGUGCCCGCCAGCCAGUGCGGCUCCCUCAUUGGCAAGGGCGGCUGCAAGAUCAAGGAGAUCCGAGAGAGCACGGGGGCGCAGGUGCAGGUGGCGGGGGACAUGCUGCCCAACUCCACCGAGCGAGCCAUCACCAUCGCUGGGAUCCCACAGUCCAUCAUCGAGUGUGUCAAACAGAUCUGCGUCGUCAUGCUGGAGUCUCCCCCGAAGGGUGUCACCAUCCCGUACCGGCCCAAGCCCUCCAGCUCUCCCGUCAUCUUUGCAGGCGGUCAGGACAGGUACAGCAGCGGCAGUGCGAGCUACCCCCACACCGCCCCAUCCAUGUGCCUCAACUCUGACUUGGAGGGACCACCUCAGGAGGCCACCCGGCAGCCACUGCAUGGCAACGAACUUGGGCCAAUUCCAGCCUGGGCUGCAGUUCUUCCGGCCUAUACCAUUCAAGGACAGUAUGCCAUUCCACAGCCAGAUCUGACCAAGCUGCACCAGUUGGCAAUGCAACAGUCACACUUUCCAAUGUCUCAUGGCAACACUGGAUUCAGUGGCAUUGAAUCCAGCUCUCCAGAGGUGAAAGGCUAUUGGGGUUUGGAUGCCUCCGCUCAAACCACCUCUCACGAACUCACCAUUCCAAAUGAUUUGAUUGGCUGCAUCAUCGGGCGUCAGGGCGCCAAGAUCAACGAGAUCCGUCAGAUGUCGGGGGCGCAGAUCAAAAUUGCCAACCCCGUGGAGGGCUCCACCGACCGGCAGGUCACCAUCACCGGCUCUGCCGCCAGCAUCAGCUUGGCCCAGUAUCUAAUCAAUGUCAGUUUAGAAAGCGCUAAACCCUCCUCCCAGGCAGCCUCCGCCACGGCCCCUGACCACCUCAGCAUCAACCUCUCUCAACCCUCCACCCCUUCUUCUUCUUCUUCUUCUUCUUCCUCCUCCACCACCACCACCACCACCCCCUCGCUCGCCGCAGCGGCGGCCUCCGAAGCACCCGUCAGCCUCCCCAACCCUCUUGCGAGUGCCCCCUGUGUCUCCAGUCUGCUUGGCAUGAAACCCGUCCCUCUCCUGGCUCUCAAUGUUGUGUCUGCUGCUAAAGGCGCCUCCGCUCCGGCCGUGCCGGCUGCCACUAACAAACUGAAAGCGGAAAAACAGAGGUUUGCUCCUUACUGAGCCUGCUGGAGCCUUUAGAGCACCAGCAGCUGGAGAACCCCGGAGAGGAACCCGGGAAAAGCCAUUUCCUUCCGCCUUUUCCCACCACUUUGGGCUCCUUUUUGGCUUUUCCUCCUUUGGCCGCUCCAGAGCGAGGCCGCGCUCAGCCCCGUGCUGAGAGAUGCCGCUCGAGAGAUGAUUUCCCCUCACCUAGGGAGCCAUUCCCUCCUGAUCCUGCUGGCUUGUAGCUUUUCCUUAUGAUUUCCUCUUUGUUUUUCCCAGUUUUUAGUUGCAAUCGUGCUUUGGGGGGGGGGGGGGGUGGAGGGAGGGGGUCGUUGUGGAAUAAACGACUUGGGGGGGGAUUUAAUCCUCUUGGAAUGUCUGUACCCUGUAAUAAAGUUGCCACGGUGAGAAUCUGC
Molecule: messenger RNA, 2137 nt
Organism: Strigops habroptila (Kakapo)
Lineage: Eukaryota; Metazoa; Chordata; Aves; Psittaciformes; Psittacidae
Gene: PCBP2
Product: poly(rC) binding protein 2
Exons: 16
Coding region: 282-1739 (485 amino acids)
Biological process (GO): positive regulation of transcription by RNA polymerase II
Cellular component (GO): nucleoplasm; nucleus; cytoplasm
Molecular function (GO): mRNA binding; single-stranded DNA binding
Source: RefSeq, a predicted model, not a curated record